AUGAGAUUUCAGCGGAACGAGUUGUCGGCGGGAGACCAGUCACCAAGGGAAAAUAUCCAAGCCAAGUAUAUGUCUGACAAAACGGAAUACCCAGAGUACCUGGGAGUGACGGCAGGCAGCAUUAAUAUUUACGAAGGAGUUUUUCACUCGAUCAGGGGAAUCAUAAUGCACGAUGACUUUGAUCCGAAGACAGGCGAAAAUGACAUAGCACUUAUGGAGGUGCACCCACCGUUUGACUUCGGUCCAAACAUCCGCGCCGCUUCUCUGCCCGCAAUAGGAGCCAAGGAUCCGGCGGUCGGGACGGUAGCAACGAUAAUCGGAUGGGGCGACACGAAGAGCGGCGGUCCCUCGAGUUAUCUUCUGCUUGAGGCGCAGAUUGAGAUCCGCAACCACACGAUGUGCCGGGAAGCGUAUGCCGCCAUUAAAAACGUAAUAUUCCCCAGCCAGAUUUGCGCUAACGACGCCGCGGGAGGCAAAGGCACUUGUAACGGUGACAGCGGCGGGCCUUUGUUCGUCGAUGGCGUCCUGGUUGGGGUUGCUUCCUACAUAAAAGACUGCGAAGUCGCCCGUUACCCAAGCGUCUUCGCCCGAGUCUCCUACUACAUGGACUGGAUUCGAUCGUACACCAGUCUUUAA
Molecule: messenger RNA, 636 nt
Organism: Cloeon dipterum
Lineage: Eukaryota; Metazoa; Arthropoda; Insecta; Ephemeroptera; Baetidae
Product: trypsin eta-like
Exons: 5
Coding region: 1-636 (211 amino acids)
Biological process (GO): proteolysis
Molecular function (GO): serine-type endopeptidase activity
Source: RefSeq, a predicted model, not a curated record